Messenger RNA from Alternaria rosae, 2220 nucleotides. Its product is annotated as heterokaryon incompatibility protein-domain-containing protein. Lineage: Eukaryota; Fungi; Ascomycota; Dothideomycetes; Pleosporales; Pleosporaceae. Bases 33 to 2009 code for a protein of 658 amino acids. The transcript has 5 exons. The record is from RefSeq and is a predicted model, not a curated record.
ACUCUAUCCAAAUACUCUCAUAUUUUCCCUCCAUGUCACUCUGCACUACUUGUAGCUCCAUACCCUUCCGCGCGCUCUGCCGCGGCGACCACCCUCCAGGCUGGAAAAAGAGCUCUUGGACUGACGACAAUGGCAUACCCUGGGGCCACAACAGCGACACCUGGAUUUGCAACAGACGCCAAACUACCUUACCUCAAUUGAGAGAAAGCGCACUUAACUGCGCAAUAUGCAGCAUGCUCAUACAGGAUGUGGAAACACGACCGAUUUACAAACGAGUCGCACACGAAGUGGAUAUGGAAGUCACUCCAGCAUGGCUCCAUCUUUCCGAGUCUGAGACUUACGGCUCCAAACUCGAUCUCUAUCUAGACAAGGAUGUUCCCGAAGCUACUGCUGUGGAGUUUCGGAAUAGAUUUGACACCCCACCUCCGAACCUCUUCAAGCCAGUCAAAUUGGAAAACUCGCUUGAUCCGACGCCAUUGAAGCAAUUCAGGGCUUGGUUUGAUGAAUGCAACGCCGGACAUGAGAGAUGUUCUGCGAUUCAGCAAGACUCACUGUUGCCUACGAGAGUGUUGGAUCUCGAUGCCAUGCCUAGCUCGGAUAUUCUGACUGAACGUAUGAAUGAGUGGCCAGAACUGUUUUUCCAAACCGAAUGUAAGCUAGUUGAAACCACCGUUGAUCAGAAAGGAAAGUACGCAACGCUCAGCUAUUGCUGGGGCAGUGGUUUGCCGUUUAUGACUACCAAAGACACACUGUCGAUAAGAAAGAACAGUAUCAGCUUUCAAAACCUUCCCAAGACGCUUCAAGAUGCUGCCAUGGUCGUGCGUUUUCUUGGUCUACGGUAUAUAUGGAUUGACUGCUUGGCGAUUGUUCAAGAUGAUACGGAGGACUGGGAGAAGGAAUCAGCUGUCAUGGCAGACAUUUACUCAAGAUCGUACAUUAACAUUGCCGCAUCCAGCGCUUCACAUUGCGGAGCAGGCUUCCUAGGGCCACGGAAGAUGCCAAAGACUGAACGUAUCGAGAUCCACGACAGUGAAGCGAAAUUAGAGAUAUAUCUCAUCGCCCAACAGACACGCAACUACGCAUUACCAAGCGACCCCCUCGAAACACGAGCAUGGGUCCUCCAGGAGCAACUUCUCCCCGCACGCUCCCUUCAUUUCGGCAGCGCCAAUAUGCUCUGGCGCUGUCCAGACGGCAUCUCACACGAAGAGCAAAGGCGAGGCUGGACGUACCUCUACACCCUCGACGCCGUAGUAUACAGCAUCAACCUCCCCAUCGGUGCCGCCAUCGGCCAAGACGCAUGGUUCCAACUCGUCCGUGACUACACCUCCCGUGGGAUAACCUACCCCAAAGACAAAUUCCCUGCCAUCUCAGGCGUUAUGAACGUCUUACAGCGCAUGACUGGCGACAUCUGCGCCGCGGGACUGUGGAAACGGAAUUUCGCCAAGUGGCUCCUGUGGGUACCUAGACAUGAUGUUGCGCCUUUCAAACGAUCUGAAAUUUGGACGGCGCCGUCUUGGUCGUUUAUGUCCGGGGAGGGACCUGUGGAUUACGGGUUGGGUGAUAUUACUAUUGGUAUGAAUAACUCGCUGAGAGAGUUGUGUGCCACGCUGGAAGAAUGCAAAGUCGUGCCUAAAGGGUUGAAUCCGCUUGGCGAAUUAAGAGAUGGGUGGGCGAGGAUUAGAGGGCCGGUUACGGAUGUUAUUGCGAUUGGGUAUGCGGCGGCAGGGAAACAGCCGUAUCGGUCGUGCAGUGUGUGCAUGCGCAAUCAAAGCUACCAUGAUGCGCGUGUUCUUUUCGAUGUUGAAGCAUAUAGUACUUGCGAGGUUCUGAUCGUUGCGCCGGCUUUGGGUUUGGCGAUUGUUUGUACGGAUAGAGAGCUGGGCGAGUAUGUGAGGGUUGGACUGGUGGUAAUCAAGAGAGUGAAACUAAAGGUGACGACGGAACAGUCGAAAGAGUGGUACCCGGAAGCAGAGGAUUAUCCAGAGCCACGGUCGAUUGUUCUUCGAUGAGGCGGCGGGUUUGCGUACCAUGUUGACCAUGAGCAGAAGUGUACAUCACCUUCCAUACUGCCUACUUCCUUAAAUGUACUAGUGUGUAUGCAGCAACCGCAUAAUGCGACACGAACUCUACCCAUACCUAAUUCCCUAACCUCCCUGUUUGGGGAUGAUGGGCGCGUUCAUGAUGCCUGGACAGGAUUUGUAUGCGGUAACCGCAGGACAU